AUGAACGACUUGGAUUUCGACAUUUUCGAUUUCGAAUUAGAGUCUUCUGAAAUAAGGGAAGGUUUUGAAUUUAAUGACAAUUUCAACUUCUACUUCUAUGAGGAUGGCUCAGGAUCUGCUGAGAUCCCUUCAACUCUGUCGAUUUCCUCUGGAUAUUACAGCGUUUGCGACUCCGGUAUCGAUGUCGGAGAUCUCGAGGACAAUGACAUCCAACAAUCAAUGAAAAUAUUCCCCGUCGAUACGGAUGCAUCCAUUCCACAACCUACAAGUUCCAAGCCCAGGCAAGAGCCGGAUUGGAGCCUAUCACGCAAAGCAAUGUAUACCGCCGAAGAUCUCCUGCCAACGAUGCCAGUCGACCAGUGGCUUGUAAAGGUCGAGGACAAGGAUGAGAAUGCGGCCUCUGUGUACAAAGCAGAUGUGGCAGCCGCUAAUACGCAACAAUCCAUCACUGACACUGCAACUCCAUGGCCUUCGUCUUUCUCAACAUCCUAUUCGAACUCCUCGAAUUCGCUAUGGUUCGAAUCGGAUGGAGAAGCCUCAUUUGUAGCGGGAGAUGAUUCUUCUGUUUGGGCAACUUUCAGCGAUUCACCAACCACAGCGGUGUCUCUUGAUGCACUUGCGAAAAUGCUCGUUGAACUUUAUCUCGGCCAAACAGAUGCGCUCAUAGAUGGUGCCGAGAGCUCUUCGCAGACAAGUCCCACGUCGAGCAUAUCUAGCCAUACACACGGAACUGCAAAUUCGAGCUCUAUCACAACGCCUGGUUCAUCAGCUCACAAUCCUCCGCGGAAGAGGCCGCCCCCGGAUGACGAAGAAGGGUCGAGGCGCAGCAAAAUCCCAAGGACAUCUGACGGUUGGCCGACGUGUACUGCGUCGAGACUCCUGGCUUGCCCAUAUUCAAAAUUUGACCCUUGCCGGUAUUCUGAACGCAAUGAGCUUGAAAAGAAUUAUCGUGGAUGUUCGAGUUGCUUUCUCAAAGACAUUGCUCGCCUGAAACAGCAUUUAUAUCGCGUCCAUCGUCGGCCUGAGCAUCACUGCCCAAUCUGCUUCUCCUCGUUAGACUCAAAAGUGGUCUUAGAUGCCCAUAUUGUGGAGAGAUCUUGCCAACAACAGCUCUGCCCGUUCGAAGAGAAGAUGACUCAGGAUCAACUGAUGGCGAUCAAAAGGCGGGAAAUGGGUCGAAGUCGCUCAGACGCGUGGUUUGACAUCUAUAAGAUCCUGUUUCCGAACUCGACGUUGCCAUUGGAUCCGUACGUUGACAGUGUGCAUGCGGAUACAGUGCAAGACUUUAUUGCCUUUUUUGUGCGUGAAGGUCGAGAACUGCUAGCCUCGGAGAUCAACCAAAGAAUGUUCGGACCCGCGAGCACUACGUCUGGAGAGCAAGAGUUCGUGGACAGAGUCCUUGCGGAUUCGAUAAAUGUGCUGCUUCAGCGGCUUGACGCGCGAUUCAGACAACCCUCGUCAUCCGAUCCUUCAUAUCGGCUCAACUCGGACGGUGACUUCAAUUCCGAAAACCCUUUUGCUUGUUGA
Molecule: messenger RNA, 1527 nt
Organism: Cladophialophora bantiana CBS 173.52
Lineage: Eukaryota; Fungi; Ascomycota; Eurotiomycetes; Chaetothyriales; Herpotrichiellaceae
Exons: 2
Coding region: 1-1527 (508 amino acids)
Source: RefSeq, a predicted model, not a curated record